ACGACGUCGUUGAAUUUUUCCCACAACUCCUCGAAGCUUCCGGCGUCGUGCUCACCAAUCUCGUCUGAGUGUGAGGUUUUUACGGGUUUAGAUUCAGACAUCAUCUUCUUUUGUCCUGUCUAGUCUUCUACCUGUUCCGAUCUGAUAUAAGGGAUUGCUAAGCUCACAAAUCACUAGUGGCUUUUGCAAGAAUGGGAUUGUUGAAGAAAAAGGAUUCAACUUCAACUCGCUCCUCUACUUCCCCCUGCGCCGAUUUGCGAACUGCUUACCACAACUGCUUCAAUAAAUGGUACUCGGAGAAGUUUGUGAAAGGGCAAUGGGAUAAAGAAGAUUGUGUUGCUGAGUGGAAUAAGUACAGAGACUGUCUCUCGGAGAAUUUAGAUGGUAAACUCCUCGCUCGCAUGUUGGAGGUUGAUAGUGAGCUGGAUCUAACAAAGCAAGCCGAUUCAAAAGAAUCCAGUCGAUGAUACUUGACCCUUGAUGUUUCUCAAUGACAUUGUCUCUUUGAAAACAUAUCCAUUAAGCAACUCUUUUUUUUUAUAGGAAACCAUACAAGUACUUAUCAAAGUAGAAGGAGAAUGAUGUACUCUUUAUUUGACC
Molecule: messenger RNA, 600 nt
Organism: Raphanus sativus (radish)
Lineage: Eukaryota; Viridiplantae; Streptophyta; Magnoliopsida; Brassicales; Brassicaceae
Exons: 4
Coding region: 192-467 (91 amino acids)
Source: RefSeq, a predicted model, not a curated record